Messenger RNA from Mya arenaria, 1087 nucleotides. RefSeq names its product tachykinin-like peptides receptor 99D. The transcript has a single exon. Gene Ontology annotation, molecular function: G protein-coupled receptor activity. The record is from RefSeq and is a predicted model, not a curated record. Gene Ontology annotation, cellular component: plasma membrane. NCBI's taxonomy places the organism in Eukaryota, Metazoa, Mollusca, Bivalvia, Myida, Myidae. The coding region runs from base 41 to 1087 and encodes 348 amino acids. Gene Ontology annotation, biological process: G protein-coupled receptor signaling pathway.
CGUAAUGUUCCAUCAGAUAGCAAUGAUAUCUUAGAAAAACAUGGCACAGGAUCAACCAGAAAUUGGAGUGUUGCUUUGGCAAAUAGUUUCCCCUUUCCUGAUUUUAGUUGGGACAUUUGGAAAUGUGUUGUCUAUAGCAAUACUUAAUCAAAAAAGGUUCCAGAAGCAGCCGUCGACGACGCUUCUCCUUGGACUUUCCGUGGCAGAUCUGUGUAUGCUGUAUGUUGGACUUUUACGGCAGUGGGUCAAGUAUGUGUUUGCCGUGGAUUUUAGGGACAUUUCGGAGAUAACUUGCAAAAUCCAUGGAUGGCUAAUUUAUGUUAUUGCCGAUUGCACUGUUUGGAUUCUUGUUGCCGUGACAACUGAAAGAAUUAUUGUCACGCUUAGACCGUUCAGCAGUAAGCGGAUCUGUACAAAGAACUUGUCAAUUAUUUCGUUGAUAACGAUUGUCAUUAGUGCAAUGGUUAUUAAUUUGCAUGUAUUAAUUGGGUAUGAGCUAACAGAGAAUGCAAUAUCAAACCUUACAAACACCACAGUUAUAUGCGGAGCACGCGCUGGAGCUUACGAGAAUUUCUUUGACAAUAUUUGGUCUUGGAUUGACCUUUGUAAAUUUUCUAUAAUUCCGUUCAUUGUUUUAUCUAGUGGCAAUAUAUGCAUUGUAUAUAAACUGAUGCAAAGUAAGAAAAGAGUUAGCAGUCAGAUUACACCAGGAACUACUCAAAACGCAAAUCAAAACAACAAAACAUCAAGUCUCACAUUGUUAUUGCUGACCUUGAAUGCUGUGUUCAUAGUGUGCACUCUACCAAUAUGUAUAUAUCUCAUUGGACGUCCAUAUUGGUUACCUAAGGACCACCCUGAUGACUUAAGACUCAAGGAUCCAUGGUGGGCGGUUGUGAAUCUACUCAUGUAUACAAACAACACCUGCAACUUCCUGCUGUAUUGCCUCAUGGGAAGUAGAUUUCGUGAUGAAGCCAAGAACAUCAUGAACACCCUUCGGACAUCGAUAUUUAGAGUGAAAUUGGCCAGAACACAGACAGGAAGUGAAUCUCCGACAAUUGCCCACAGACAUAGUCUUACGGAAUUUUAA